AUGAGUCUACGAAAUCACUUGAAGAGUCUCAUGGGAGGAAGAAGCGGUUCCCCCCUUCUCCUACACCACGACACUGAAGCUUCAACGUCGUCCGACAUACCGUACUCUCCGUCGAGCCUGACUUCCGCGGACGCGAUUGUCCACCUUGAGUAUGAUCCGGCCCAGAUUCCUGCGAAGCCCACACAAGACGGCUCCUGGACGCGAUUCAUCUGCAUCAGCGACACCCAUUCGAGGACAUUCAACGUCCCAGACGGCGACGUCUUGCUUCAUAGUGGAGAUCUUACACCUACAGGAAGCGUAGAGCACUUCAAACGCACGAUGGAGUGGUUAUACAAGCUUCCGCAUGCCCACAAAAUAAUUAUUGCGGGAAACCACGAUUUACCUCUUCACAACGACUGGUACGAGACGAAUCACGAUCGGUGGCAUACAAGGGGUAAACAGCCUCUGGAGCCCAUCUUAGACAUGCUGAAAGGCGAUAAAGCGAAGCGACAUAGAAUUGUAUAUCUCCAGGAUGAACGAUACGAGUUUCGAGUUGAUGGGAGGACUUGGAGCGUGUAUGGCUCGCCGUGGUCGCCCGAGUUCUUCAAUUGGGCCUUCAAUUACACCUCAGACGAAGCGGAGGGAAUCAUAUCCAGACUCCCGCCUACAGACAUACUAUUGACCCACGGCCCACCUUACAAAGUCUUUGACCGCGUCAAGUUGGGAGACAACGUCGGAUGCCAGGUCUUAGCCAGGCGUCUCCCCCAGCUCCGACCCCGCCUACACGUCUUCGGACACAUCCAUGAAGCCCAUGGCGCGCAGAUCGUCGACUGGGAUACCACACCCGAUCUAGCAAACUUCGUUGACGACACAGAAUGGGACGUAUCCUCCGACGUGACGAUCCAUUCCGCAGGAUCUGCUAAUGAGGAUAUCGCUAUGGAGCUUCAGCCAAAGGAGCCCUCGGGCUUCACAACUCCCUCCGAAACGACUUCGGCGACAGAUGAGAAUACAGCUUCAGGAGGGCGGUUUACGGUAUUUGCGAACGCUGCUAAUUGGCCAUCAGGAGCUCGCGCGAGUAGGGACGGCGCGCGAGUGCCCUUUGCAGGACCUGGAUUCCAGCCCAUUAUCGUUGAUUUGAGAAAUUAA
Messenger RNA from Pleurotus ostreatus (oyster mushroom), 1125 nucleotides. RefSeq lists its product as uncharacterized. Gene Ontology annotation, molecular function: hydrolase activity. NCBI's taxonomy places the organism in Eukaryota, Fungi, Basidiomycota, Agaricomycetes, Agaricales, Pleurotaceae. The record is from RefSeq and is a predicted model, not a curated record. Bases 1 to 1125 code for a protein of 374 amino acids. The transcript has 6 exons.